AUGGUUAGCAGCAGCUAUACCGUCAAACUCAACCCUCAGAUUCUCAAUACUCUGCUUAGUUUCCUGCAGUCGAGCCCCAACAGAUGCGAUCUCCUUCUCCUUCCUCUCUUUAGCCAACUCCACCUUGGAGAGCUUCCCCUGCAGCUUUCGUACUUGCUCUUUCAGCUUCUCAAUCUCUUUCUCUAUCUCGGUUUUCUCAACCUGGUGGCCCAACAUCUCACGGUUGAGCUCCCCCACCUUGCCUGCAAGCUUCGCCUCUUUAUCCUUAACAGAGAUAAGUUGAGCCACGCGAGCACGCAGAGUCACGACAUCAAAACCAUGCAGCUCCAGCUCAGCAAGUAUCUCCAAGAUAUCGUCCAUGGAGCUUUUGGCACUGUCGAACAGCAGCUUGCAAGUGGUUUCAAACACGCUGGAGAAGUUUACCAUGUGAGCUAUGGCCAGGCCCUCUCGCAUGCUCUCCUUGACGUUUUGCAAAGGCUGGAAAUGUGGGCUUUGCGGUAG
Molecule: messenger RNA, 501 nt
Organism: Striga asiatica
Lineage: Eukaryota; Viridiplantae; Streptophyta; Magnoliopsida; Lamiales; Orobanchaceae
Source: the annotation of a GenBank genome assembly